CGGGCCACUGACACAUCCCCCUCUUCUCCUCUCCGGGGCGAUGAAGGGGGACUUUUCGGAGUUAAGCUGGAAAAGUCCGGCGGGAUCUUCUCCCCCCGCCUCCCGCGCAGCUCCUUGAAAAGUGGGAGGAAUCCCUUCGUUCCCUCCCCAAAGACCCCACCGUGGAGACGGGGCUUGGCUGGGAUCUGUGUACACAUUCCUCUUUUUUUGUUGUCGUUCCCCCCUCCAAGAGGCGGAUAUAUCUAUACUUCUAUAUGGUUGGUGGGGUGUUUUUUUUUGUUCGUCUUAAAAGGGAGAGGCUUUGCUUUCUUCGGUGCAUGUGGAAACUGUUCCCCGCUCUUCUUUUCUCCGCGCUCCCAAUAUAUAUUUUUUAAAAUUUUAUUUUGAUGCGUCGUCCCCCCUCCAAUGUGGACUCCGGCGAAUCUGUGCUUUCUUUGUAAUUGGGAAAUGAAAUAAUGGCGACCCGCCGGGCAGCGGGGCCACCCGGGGGAGAUGGAGACACCCAGCCGCCCGAAGUCGCCAGGAGCUGUAGCCAGGUGUCCAAAAAUAAAGAUGGAAAAGAACAAAGUGAAGCUGUAUCCUUGUCAGAGGAUGAAGAAACGUUUUCCUGGCCUGGUCCCAAAACGGUAGUUUUGCAAAGAACAUCACAGGGUUUUGGCUUCACCUUAAGACAUUUCAUUGUUUACCCCCCAGAGUCUGCUGUUCAGUUUACGUUUAAGGAUGAAGAGAAUGGAAAUAAAACGGGGAAGCCACGAAACAGAUUGGAGCCAAUGGAUACCAUAUUUGUUAAGCAGGUUAAAGAAGGAGGGCCUGCUUUUGAAGCAGGAUUAUGCACAGGUGACAGAAUUAUAAAAGUGAAUGGGGAAAGUGUUAUAGGGAAGACAUAUUCUCAAGUAAUUGCUUUAAUUCAAAACACUGACAGCAUGCUAGAACUUAGUGUGAUGCCAAAAGAUGAAGAUAUUCUUCAGCUGCUGCAGUUUUCAAAGGAUGUCACAGCACUGGCAUAUUCCCAAGAUGCCUACCUGAAAGGCAAUGAAGCUUACAGUGGUAAUGCCCGCAACAUACCUGAACCACCACCAAUAUGUUAUCCUCGGUUAGCAUCUCCACCUUCUGUCAAGGCACAAGAUAUUGAGAAAGCACCUCCUGACUCUUCACUUGGUAAGCAGCCAGCUAGUAGAUCUGUACGGACAUCAGCACAACCAGAAAAGGCCUACAGAAUGGAAAUACAAGUGCCUCCAUCCCCAACAGAUAUUGCAAAAUCUAACACAGCUGUCUGUGUUUGCAACAACGAAACUGUAAGAACUGUUGUUGUGCCUUCUGAGAAGGCUGUAGACUUGUCAUCCUGUAGAAUAAAUCAUACUGGUCCAUCACAUCGGAUAGAGGAAGUAAGAUAUGGUCUUAAGGAACAAACCACUAUAAAAACAAAAGCACGAACCACAUCACCACCUUCUCCAAUGCCCACUGCCAUUGUACUUCCUCAGACGCCACUCACAAGGCCAGUAGAUCCCAAUGGAAUAGCUAGCAAGUCUGGAAGCUAUGGAGGGCAUCCAGAAGGGAUCUCAAAUACUAGAUCUCCUACUCAAAGUGCAGGUUCUCCCUCUGUCACUACCAAUCACUACACGUCUCCAAAUGCCCACCAAACCAUAGACUGGAAAAAUUACAAAACCUACAAAGAGUACAUUGAUAACAGACGUUUGCACAUGUAUGGCUGCAGAACCAUACAGGAAAGGUUAGAUAGUUUAAGAGCAGCAUCUCAGAACACAACAGAUUAUAAUCAAGUGGUACCAAAUCGCAGUGUUUCACAGGUACGACGCAGAAGCACCUCUCAUGAUAGGGUCCCACAGUCCAUUCAGAUACGGCAAAGGAGUGUGUCCCAGGAAAGACUUGAAGAUCCUAUUUUGUUGAAGGAGUGGCCAAGGAGUGCCUCUCAAGAUGCUCUAACCUCACCAUCUAUCAGCCCCCGGAAUCACAGGACACAGUCUUGGGACUAUUUAGGAAAGCAGGGUGAAGCAUUAGAAAAUUUUCACACUGAGAAUCUUGUUGCAGAUUCAAACAGAGACAGAAAAAAGACUAACAAGUGGACUGGCUUUACUGAGCAAGAUGAUCGGCGAGGUAUUUAUGAGAGACCCCGGCAGCAUGCAUUUCACUUGUCUCUUCGAGGUUCAAAUUUUUCUGUGGCUCCGGGUGCUUAUGGCUCAGAUGGUAGACGAAUAAACAGCAGAGCCUUAGGGUCAACCCCACAGUUUCAGAAGGCUCCACCUGAUGUAAAAUCACUGCAGACUGCCAGAGAUUUGCCAACCUCUGGUGGAACUUCAAAGCCUACAACCGUUUUUCAGGAAAGAUCAUCUCACUCAAUAGCUAGAAGCACAAGAAGCAACUCAUUGAAGACUUCUGUACCCUAUGCAGCAAAACCGUCGCUUUCCCUUAAUCAGAGCCUGGAUAGUGUUACUACCACAGACCAAAGAGAACUGAAUCAUGUGUACAACAGUGGUUUGUUGAAUCAACAAUCAAGGAUACAAGCAAAAAGUGUGCCAGGCCACAAAACAGAAAUAGACACGAGUACUCUAUCCCCUACUACCUGUUUAGCUUCUGCCAAAUUUGUCCCACAGAUGAGUGAGCAUUUAACUACCUCUGUUAACUUGGAUGUCUCUAUUAGACAGAAGGUUCAAGAGUUUGAAAAGGAAAAUAUAAAAGAACCCGAGGGCCAGUCAAGGGAUGUUGUAGAUGAGGAUACAGAAGCAGUUGUCUUGCGAGAAAAGUCUCCUUCUGGCCAUCAGACACCACAGCCUUUGCGGCAUCAGUCCUACAUCUUAGCGGUAAAUGAUCAAGAGCCAGCCCCGGAGACUACUUGUUGGUUGCCCAACGAUGCACGUCGAGAGGUCCAUAUAAAAAUAAUAGAAGAAAAGAAAGCUUCCAGCGCCAGCACACCUGGUGAUUCCUUGGCAUGCAUUCCAUUCAUAGAUGAGCCAGCUAGUCCCAGUACUGACCAUGAUAUCGCCCACAUUCCGGCUUCUGCUGUUAUUUCAGCAUCUGCCUCACGAGCUCCCACCAUUGCUACAGUUCCUCCUAGCCCUACCUCUCUUGUCCCUUUUCGGCGCCAACUAUCCCAUGACCAUGAAUCUAUCAGGACUAGUGUUCUGGAUGGUCAGUUCCCUGCAAAAAGUGAAAGGUCCAAAUCUUACGAUGAAGGACUGGAUGACUAUCGAGAAGGAAAAAUGUCCAUAAAGCAUGUAUCUAGCUUAAAGGGAAUUAAGGCCCCAGACAGCCAAACAUCUUCAGAAAACUCAGGGUCCAGAAAAGCUUCUUCUUCAGAGGUCAUCGGUGAUGUCUCCAAGGAAGGAUGCCUUCAUUUUCGACAGCUAGGCACAGAGAAGGGAAAGAGAGUCAGUGGGAGCAUCCGGCCAUGGAAACAGAUGCAUGUGGUCCUGAAAGGUUGCUCGUUAUACUUGUACAAGGAUAAGAAAGAUCAAACUCUGUCCUCUGAGGAGGUGCAGCCCAUCAGCAUCAAUGCUUGUUUGAUAGACAUUUCGUACAGCGAUACGAAAAGGAAGCAUGUAUUUCGGCUCACCACGUCAGAUUGCGAAUACCUGUUUCAGGCUGAAGACAGAGAUGACAUGCUAGCAUGGAUUAAGGCUAUACAAGAAAAUGGCAACUUAAAUGAUGAGAAUGCAGGGGUCACAAGCGGGGACCUAAUUAGGGGGAGAAUUAAAGAAUACAACACAAUGAUGAGUGCUUCGAGCGGCAAAACUGAGCCAUCUCCCAAAACACCUCGUCAGACCCUGAGUAUAAGGCAGACACUUCUUGGUUCUAAAACUGAGCAAAGAACUCAGAGUCCUCAUUCUCCCAAGGAAGAAUCGGAAAGGAAAUUCCUUGCUAAAGGUGAUACGAGCCCACCAAAAGGUACAUGGCGAAACAUUCCCAGUAUCAUGAGAAAAACCUUUGAGAAGAAGCCAUCUGCUGCUGGGACUUUUGGGGUCAGGCUAGAUGACUGUCCCCCUGCUCAGAGCAACAAGUAUAUUCCACUAAUAGUUGAUAUAUGCUGCAAACUUGUUGAAGAAAGAGGCCUUGAGUAUACCGGUAUUUAUAGGGUUCCUGGAAAUAAUGCUGCUAUCUCAAGCAUGCAAGAAGAGCUCAACAAAGGGAUGACUGACAUUGACGUUCAAGAUGAUAAAUGGAGAGACUUGAAUGUCAUAAGUAGUUUACUGAAAUCCUUCUUCAGAAAACUUCCAGAACCUCUCUUCACUAAUGACAAAUAUGCAGAUUUCAUAGAUGCCAAUAGAAAAGUAGAUCCUGUGGAACGACUAAAAACACUAAAAAGGCUGAUCCGUGAUUUACCUGAACACCAUUAUGAAACACUCAAAUUUCUCUCUGCACAUUUGAAAACGGUAGCAGAAAACUCGGAGAAGAACAAGAUGGAACCAAGAAACCUGGCGAUAGUAUUUGGUCCAACUCUUGUGAGAUCAUCUGAAGACAACAUGACACACAUGGUUACCCACAUGCCAGAUCAAUACAAAAUUGUAGAAACACUCAUCCAAAAACAUGACUGGUUUUUCGCAGAAGAUGAUGCUGAAGAGCCCCUUACAGCAGUUCAGGAGGAAAACACAGUAGAAUCUCAGCCAGUGCCAAACAUAGAUCAUUUACUCACCAACAUUGGAAGGACGGGAGUAUCUCCUGGAGACGUAUCAGAUUCAGCUACUAGUGACUCUGCAAAAUCUAAGGGUUCUUGGGGAUCUGGAAAGGAUCAGUAUAGCAGAGAACUGCUUAAGUCCUCCAUCUUUGCAGCAGCUAGUCGCAAGCGGAAAAAAACAAAAGAGAAACCGCAGCCCAGCAGCUCCGAAGAUGAGUUAGAUAAUGUGUUUUUCAAGAGGGAGCAAGGGGAGCACUUUGGCGGCAGUUCUGCAAAAGAUAACCCACCUAAAGAGGAACCGGAAAAGGAAAUGGCAGGGAGAAAUGCGAGAACGGUAGCUCCAAAGGAAAAAGAGAGCAGUGUUAAGAAGCCUUCUGUGGCAGCCAAGGGGGAGGCUGCGUUGCCAAGGAAAGAGUGUGGGCCCUCGGAAGACCCUUCAACACCUUACCACCAAAAAUAUAUGAGAUCGCCAAAUCUCAGCUUCCGGCUAAGUACCCAGAGAGAUUGUGCAAAACCACCUGUUUUUCAAGCCUCUUCUCAACUGGAAGAAACAGUCUCUGACUCAGGCACAAUGCUUAGCACUUCUUCACAGGCUUCUCUGCACAGAUUAUCCUGCAAAAAGUUGGCCAACCUUGAGAGUAAAUACAGUGAGUUUUUAGCAGCUGACGUCAGCUCCAUCACUUCUGAUUACUCCACAACUUCAUCUACCACAUACCUAGCUGGUUUAGAUUCCACUAUGCUAAGCCCUGAGGUGCAGUCAGUUGCGGAGAGUAAAGGAGAGGAGGCUGACGAUGAGAGAAGUGAACUGGUCAGUGAAGGUCGCCCUGUGGAAUCGGACAGCGAGAGCGACUUCCCCAUUUUUGCCACGAGCUCUGCAGUGGAAAGGCUGUUCAGGGGGAAGGCGCAAGACGUGCCAAAGGGCAGCCGGAGGAACUCUGAAGAAAGCGAAGUAUGUUGCACAGAGGGAAGUUCAACGCCCAAGUUGGACAACCGCAGACUGUUUAGCUCACACAAACUUAUUGAAUGUGAUACGCUAUCCCGGAAGAAAUCAGCCCGGCACAAGACGGACAGUGAAGGCUCCGGAGAUGGCAAGUGUGAGAAGGAGUCGCCAGCGGUGACCAAAAUGUUUGACAUCAUGAAGAAAGGAAAGUCAACCAGCAGCUUAGCUGCGUCGGCUAGAAGUGAGCCUGAAAAGCAGGAGCCCACAUGGAGACUCAAGAUUACAGACAGGUUAAAACUGCGGCUCAAGUCGUCCGCAGAUGAUAUGUUUGGAGUAGGCAGUCAGAAAUCUAACUCUGCAGAGACCGCCAAGAGAAAGAACAUCAGGCGAAGGCACACUUUGGGAGGCCAGAGAGAUUUUGCUGAAAUAAGUGUUCUGAAUUCUUGGAAAGUCCACGAGAAAAAUCCCAAUAGGGAGAAAGAUGCUUCAGCCGUAAACCGGCUGAAGCCCAAAUGCCCAGCACAGGACCUCUCCAUUUCAGACUGGCUUGCUCGAGAGCGUCUACGCACUAGCACAACCGACCUUAGCGUGGGGGAAAGUGGAGAGCCCAAGCGGGAGAAGACUAGCAGAGUAGCAGAUUUGUCAAAGACAGACCUCUCUUCGUCUGCAGAGAUGUGGGCAGAGGAAGGUGGCUCUUCUUCUAGUAGUAGUUUGACACUGGUUCCUCGAACACCAGUGUCAGGAUCGCUACAGCCACUAGACCAUGUUAAUGGAGAAAGCUACCAGAAUAUGAACAAAAGCAACUUCAGCCCAGCAGUUGAUGCCCAUCCUCAUAAAUUAUCUGGGACCCAGGUGGUUAGAUCUCGAUUCUACCAGUAUCUUUGAAAUGGAGAGAGAAAUUCAGAUGUCCACUACAGCAAUUCAAUUAGCAGCUUCUCUUUUAACACUUUCCCAGUUUUUCUGUAUGUGUUUAUUUCCCCGUAUGAUGUUACUUUGCAGCUAUCAAAGGAGGUUUGUUUCAUCUAUAUGCGCUGUGGAAAAGGUCUUUAUGGUGCAUUAAUACAGCCAGAAUAUUGGGUGGGAGGGUAGAGUCUAAAAUAUAUAUAUAUAAAUAAAUAUAUAAAAAUAUAUAAAAAUAAAUUUAUUUUAAAUAAAAGUAUAUUUGAUUGCUGCAUACACAUGUGGAACAAAGCAUCUAAUGCAACAUGUUAUGUAAUGUGUACAUGUUUUUUAUGACUGACAACUGGCAUUAGUAUGCAGGAAAAAAUGUUCUUUUGGCUUUAGUCACUAACAAGUGCCUCAUCAAAAAAAAAAAAAAGUUCAUUUGGUUUGUUAGGGUGCCAUAAUAAUUGUUGAAUUAGAGGAUGUUAAUAUAAACAACAAAUGAAUACAUUGUACUGGUAAGACGUUUCAUGACAUUUUACAAAUUUUAACACAGGUGGGUACAGAGCUUCCAUUCCUUAGGCAUUCCAGUUGGAUUUCUGAGUUUUAUAUUCCAGUUUUAAUACAGUUUUUGAGUUUUAUGUGACUUGAAUUUUUAAUCUUUCUGUAAAAUAAAUAACUUAAAUGUAUAUACUCCAUGUGUAUCUUUUCCUCAGAUACCAGAUUUGAUAUAAAUGUUGUAACAUAGGCGUGUAGAUAGUGGAUCCUGGAUGGAACUGGUUUCUUUUAUUGAGAAUAUAAUUCUGCAUGAAGACUUUAAUGAAUCCAAAUCUGUAUCAUGCCUGUGUGCAUACCCGCUUAAAACACUGGAAAUAAAAUUGUUUUGAUGGUU
This is a messenger RNA of Lacerta agilis (Sand lizard), 7341 nucleotides long. It is a transcript of the gene ARHGAP21, whose product is annotated as Rho GTPase activating protein 21. Gene Ontology annotation, molecular function: protein binding. Lineage: Eukaryota; Metazoa; Chordata; Lepidosauria; Squamata; Lacertidae. The record is from RefSeq and is a predicted model, not a curated record. Gene Ontology annotation, biological process: signal transduction; Golgi localization. The transcript is spliced from 25 exons. Bases 456 to 6452 code for a protein of 1998 amino acids.